AUGGGUCAUGCUGUUAACAAGAUUAUAAAGGACAUAAAUAAUAGAAGUCAAAUAUUGAAAGGCAAUAGAGUACAUUACAUUCCAGGAUGGGAUUGUCAUGGACUACCUAUAGAAUUAAAAGCUCUGCAGAAGGCACAGAAGACUGCAACUGAUAAGAACCUCUCUGACCCUGUAAAUAUAAGACAAAUUGCUAGAGCGUUUGCUUUAGAAACUGUUUUGAAGCAAAAAAAGGCCUUCCAAAGUUGGGGUGUAAUGGCUGAUUGGGACAAGAGCUGCUAUUUGACCUUAGAUAAACAUUAUGUACAGAAUCAACUGAGACAGUUCUAUAAAAUGUAUAAAUCUGGCUUGAUAUUCCGGGCCCUAAAGCCAGUAUAUUGGUCACCAUCAUCAAAAACAGCUCUUGCUGAAGCCGAAUUGGAAUAUGAUCCUCAGUUCAAGAGUACAGAGGUAUAUGUCAAAUUUCGACUGGAGAAGAUACCGAAAGCAGCAGAGACUGUUUUACCAGGUAAAGAUAUUUCGGCAUUAAUCUGGACUACCACACCGUGGACUCUAAUUGCCAAUCGUGCAAUCUGCUAUAGUUCAACUAUGAAAUAUUGUUUAGUUACUUUAAGUACCAAGCCUGGUGAAAUAUUCCUGGUAGCCAGUGCACAAAUUGAUUACUUAGAAAAGACACUGGGAGUAGAGAUUUCUAAACUGUUCGAGUUUGAUGGCAGCGAACUCCACGGAACGACCUACCGCAGCGGAUUCAGUUCUGGUAGCUUCCCGUUUUUGGAAGCGGGCCAUGUUACGGAAGGCAAAGGCACCGGAUUGGUCCACACGGCGCCGGCCCACGGACACGACGAUUUCCUUGUGGCCUUGAAGAACGACAUGUCAGUGGUGUGCAACGUCGACGAGGCGGGGCGAUAUUUCAACCUUGGCGGGGGCUUCGACGGCCUAUCCGUAUUCGGGGAGGGGCAGGAGGCCGUCAUCGCAGCCCUAGGGGGCUCCAUCAUCCAUCGUGGGGUGUUCGUCCACUCGUACCCUCUCGACUGGAGAACUAAGAAGCCGGUGAUAGUGAGGGCGAGUCAGCAGUGGUUCGUAGACACGGCCGCUUUGAUGGAGAGGGCUCUGGCAGCUCUAGAUAAAGUGGCGUUGCUGCCGCCGGCCAGCGCGGACCAGUCUCGUCAGGGCUUCAGGUCGCAGCUGGAGAAGCGGCCCUACUGGUGCAUCUCGAGGCAGCGCGCCUGGGGCGUGCCCAUACCGGUUCUGUUUAGGGGCGAUGACGUCAUCGCGGACGAGGCUGUCAUAGAAAGGCUCUGCAGCCUGAUAGAGGAACACGAUACUGACAUCUGGUGGAGUUGCGAUGUCUCGAACUUGAUACCGGACGAAGUAGCGAAGAAACAUGCUUUAGACCCUGAAACUCUAACGAAAGGAAAUGACGUCAUGGACAUAUGGCUCGACUCCGGCCUCUCGUGGCAGGUCCUCGGCGGGAAAAAGGCGCGCGUCUACUGCGAGGGUGUGGACCAGCUCACCGGCUGGUUCCAGACCUCGCUGCUCACCUCCUUGGCCCUCACGGGCGAAGCCCCCUACGAUUCGCUGUUCGUCCACGGCUUCGUGGUGGACGAGAGGAGGCGGAAGAUGUCCAAGUCCGUUGGGAACGUUGUGGACCCUCAGGACGUGAUCAGCGGCGAUGGGAAGCGGCCCGGGUACGGAGUGGACGCUUUGAGAUGGUGGGUGGCCAGCCACUCGACGCAGCACUCCCAGGUGGUGAUCAGCCACCAACUGCUGGCCGAUUGCCAGGCGGAGGUGUCCAGGGUGCGCUCCAUCAUCAGGUACCUGCUGGGCGUCAUCAGCGAUCUGGAGCCCGCAGCGUUCGACCAGAAACCCCCUUCCAACUACUUCGACCGCUUCAUUGUAAACGAGGCGCACGGUUUCCUGCGACAGGUGAACGAGCACUACGACAGUUUCCGCUACAACCACGCCGCCCAGUCUGUUCUGUUCUUCGUCAGCAACAAGGUCUCCGCCCUCUACUGCCACUGCGUCAAGGACCGUCUCUACUGUUCGCCCAAAAGCUCCGCCCAGAGGAUCUCCGCCCAGCUCGCCGCGCACACGAUUCUGGUCGCUAUCCUCAAGGCGACAGCGCCCGUUUUGCCGCAUCUGGUCGAGGAGGCGUGGAGCCACCACCCACUCUACUCCGCCCCCUUCUUCUUCACGAGGGAUGUACCGAUGCUGCCGGCGGAGGAAGUCGACCCGUCGCUGAUGGUGGACCUCCUCGAGAUAAAGAGGCAGGUCUGCGUUAUGAGCGGGGGCGAGAAGCUGCGCAGGUGCGAACUGCGUCUGGGACUGAACCCGGAACAGCACUCGCGGCUGGCGGGCUUGGGACAGACGGACGGCGAGACGGACAGCGUGCUCUGCGAGGUGUUGGAACUCUCCUCAGUGGAGGUGAAGGAGAUCGGCGGUGGCGCCAGGUGGGAGCUGCAGCUGAACAAGAGUGAGAGGGGCCAGUGCUUGAGAUGCAGGAAAUACAACGCCGUCGAAGGGCGCGACGUUUGCUCCAGAUGUGAAAAUGUCCUCGCAAUGGGA
Messenger RNA from Iphiclides podalirius (scarce swallowtail), 2562 nucleotides. The record is from the annotation of a GenBank genome assembly. Lineage: Eukaryota; Metazoa; Arthropoda; Insecta; Lepidoptera; Papilionidae.